GGACUCCGGCCCAUGGCUUCUCAGCACGGCGUGUCGCGCGUCGUGGGUGGCACAGAUGCCCAGCCAGGGGCCUGGCCCUGGAUCGUCAGCAUCCAGGAUCCCUGGAAAACAGGCACGGGGCAUACAUGCGGAGGGUCCCUCAUCAGCCCACAGUGGGUCCUCACAGCAGCCCACUGCUUCAUUGAGGCCAGGCACAUCACCAUGUGGCGCGUGGUGGUCGGGGCCACCCGGUUGACUCAGCUGGGCCCUGAGGCCCAAGUGCGCACUAUCAAGCGGCUACUGGUUCACGAGCACUACAGUAACAUCACGCAGAGGAACGACAUCGCCCUGCUGGAACUGGACCAGCCUGUGCAGUGCAGCUACUCCAUCCAGCUUGCCUGUGUGCCCGACGCCUCGCUGAGAGUGUCAGAGCUGACAACCUGCUACGCCAGCGGCUGGGGUUCCACGACUGCAAGAUGUGAGUUCCCAAAAAGAUCAACUGAUGUCCUGCAGGAGGCCAAGGUCCGCCUCAUUGAUGUCAACCUCUGUAACAGCAGCGGGUGGUACAGAGGGGCCAUCCACACCCACAACCUGUGUGCUGGCUACGCGCAGGGUGGCAUCGACACCUGCCAGGGCGACAGCGGUGGUCCUCUCGUCUGCAAAGAUAACAAUGCAGACUACUUCUGGCUCGUUGGAGUCACCAGCUGGGGGAAAGGCUGCGCGAGAGCAAGACGGCCCGGAGUCUACACCUCCACGCAGCACUUUUACGACUGGAUCCUGGCACAGAUGGGACUGCGCCCAGCAGUAUCGGCUACUCCAACGCCACAGCCAGGCUUCACCUCAAGCCCCUUUCAGAGGCCGAGACCGAUACCAACUCAAUUGGGCACGUUUACACCCUGCCCAUUUCCAGUCCAGAGGCUGGUGCAAUUCUUUACUCGGGUGCAGGAGCUCCUGCAGUUCCUAAGGGGGACAAAGGCCUGA
Molecule: messenger RNA, 960 nt
Organism: Gavia stellata (red-throated loon)
Lineage: Eukaryota; Metazoa; Chordata; Aves; Gaviiformes; Gaviidae
Product: acrosin-like
Exons: 4
Biological process (GO): acrosome reaction; proteolysis
Molecular function (GO): serine-type endopeptidase activity
Source: RefSeq, a predicted model, not a curated record